Molecule: messenger RNA, 5055 nt
Organism: Caenorhabditis angaria
Lineage: Eukaryota; Metazoa; Nematoda; Chromadorea; Rhabditida; Rhabditidae
Source: the annotation of a GenBank genome assembly
AUGUCGAAGCCACAAAUUGGAAUCAACGGAUUCGGAAGAAUCGGACGUCUCGUUCUCCGCGCCGCCGUCGAGAAAGACUCUGUCCAAGUCGUCGCUGUCAAUGAUCCAUUCAUCUCAAUUGACUACAUGAUCUACUUGUUCCAAUAUGAUUCAACCCACGGACGUUUCAAGGGAACCGUCACCCACGAAGGAGACUAUCUUUUGGUUACCAAGGAAGGAAAGAGCCAACAUAAAAUCAAGGUAUUUUUGAAAUGCUAAAAAACCCAGAUCAAUCAAACAUUUUUCAGGUUUUCAACGCAAAAGACCCCGCUGAGAUCCAAUGGGGAGCCGCUGGAGCCGUCUAUGUUGUUGAAUCAACUGGAGUCUUCACCACCAUCGAAAAGGCUAACGCUCACUUGAAGGGAGGAGCCAAGAAGGUCAUCAUCUCAGCUCCAUCUGCUGAUGCUCCAAUGUUCGUUGUUGGAGUCAACCACGAGAAAUACGAUCAUGCCAAUGACCACAUCAUCUCAAAUGCUUCAUGCACCACCAACUGCUUGGCUCCACUCGCCAAGGUAAAUUUAUUACUACAGAAUCUCAUAUAUAUCCUAUCUUCAACAUCAAAUUUUACAGGUCAUCAACGACAACUUCGGAAUCAUCGAAGGACUUAUGACCACUGUCCACGCCGUCACUGCCACCCAAAAGACUGUUGACGGACCAUCAGGAAAACUCUGGAGAGAUGGACGUGGAGCUGGACAAAACAUCAUCCCAGCUUCAACUGGAGCCGCCAAGGCUGUCGGAAAAGUUAUCCCAGAACUCAACGGAAAACUCACCGGAAUGGCCUUCCGUGUCCCAACCCCAGAUGUCUCUGUUGUUGAUCUUACUGCUCGUUUGGAGAAACCAGCUACUUUGGAUGACAUCAAGAAGGUCGUCAGAGCCGCCGCUGAAGGACCACUCAAGGGAGUUCUCGCUUACACCGAGGACCAAGUUGUCUCAACUGACUUCGUUUCUGAUACUCACUCAUCAAUCUUCGAUGCUGGAGCAUCAAUCAGCUUGAACCCACACUUCGUCAAACUCGUCUCGUGGUAUGACAACGAAUUCGGAUACUCCAACAGAGUUGUUGAUCUUAUCUCCUACAUUGCCACCAAAGCGUGAACCGAUUCCAAACUUUGAUCUAACAAAAACAAUUAGUGUCUAGUACCCUACUUUGUAAAUUGUUAUUAUAAACACAAAUAUAUAAAUAAAUAUAUAAUUUUCUCUCUCUUCUCCUAUCUUUUUUUAUUUUUCAUUGAUUGAUAAAUAAAAUCUUUUUCGCGUCAUCUGUUUUGAAUUGAGAACCUGAAAAGUCACGUGUUAUCUCGAAUCAUCUUCAUAUAAAAUGGCUUGAAGAAACUGGAAAUUCAACGAUUCAUUUUUUUCGAAAUAAAAUGUGCUCUUUUUACUGAAUUCCCUAGUCAAACCCUAGUAUUCCUCGUCUCUCUCCUUUUCUCUUUUUUCUAUGCGCUAAACAUCGAUCCAUUUUUUCCACUUUUUUCUUGGUUUUUUGCUUCAAUUGUUUUUUUUUCUUUGUCACUACUUUUUUUUUUCAAAACAUCUUUUUUUCUGUGCACUUUUGUUUCAACAACGAACCGCCCACUUUUUUCUGUAUGCCACUGGUUGCGAUAAGAUCAUAAGAAAAUAAUCAUUUUUUAUCAGAUAAGACGCAACUUUUAUUAUUUAUGGACCAAAAAAAUUAUUUCACUGUUUAUUUCAACGUCAGGUGUGAAAAUAUCAAAGAUUGGGAAAGUGUUUUUGUUGUUGGAAAUUUGCCAAUUCUUGGAGAAUGGCAACCUAAAAAUUCAUUCGCAUUGACGUGUUCGGAGGCAAAUCGGUGAGUUAAUUCUAGAAAAAACACGUGGCAUUCUGAUUAGUCAUGCGUUUAAAACGUGACGUCACAAACUUUCAAUUAUCAGAUAAUGUUUUUGUGACAGGAAACUGGGAAGAAAGAUCACAUCAGGUGACUUUGAGUGCAUUGAAAGCUUUUUUUUUGCAAAUAUAACGUCAUCACUUCCACUAAUAUUUGUUUAUGUUUUCAGUGAGUUAUGGUGUGGUUCAAUCCAAAUUCCAAAUCAAAAACAACAUAUUCAAUUUCGUUAUUUGAAAGCUUAUUACCUGGAUGCUGCAGAAACUGAAUCUCCUGAACCAAAAUUUGUUUUAUCAAAGUGAGAUUGAAUGAAAAUUAAAAAUAAAAUUAACCUUUCACGAUUUGUUCCAGAUGGGAAACACUUUUCACACCUCGUCAAUGUCUAGUUGAGUGUGAAGCAUCAAACGGUGUUGCAAGAAAAAAUACAUUACAUCAAUUUGGAGAAUACGGUAACUAAAAUUUAAAAAAAAAUUGAAUUUUCUCUUGAUUCUUCCCCAUUUUUCAGAUGGAAAAGUGCAAAUUUCUGAUGGUUGGAUUCUGAACGAUAUUGAGAAUGUUGUAUAUUUUCGAAUUCAUGGAGAAGCUUUGAAGUUUUAUAAAAAACAGUAUUCCGUUCAAGAAUAUCGAUUGAAAAUUGUGCCAUUUGAUGUUAGAUUCAGAGAGGUAUGUUUUUUCUACUUUUCUAGCAUAAGUUCAAGAGAAUUUAGAUGUUUUCAUACGGCCAUAAAGGCUUGGAUUCUAGAAGAGCUAUCUGGAGACAUUCUUCAGUUUAUACCUCAAUUUCUGUUAGUUUCAAAUGUUGUGUUGUGAAAGUACAUUGUCUCAUUAUUAGAAGAGCUACCAAAUAAAGAAAAUCAAAAAUAAUAUUUUUUAUUUCAGAAAGAUAUUGAAGAUGAGAUGGAUAAUGCAUCAUAUCUUCCAAAUCUUCCCAGUUUUUCUGACACUGAUCUUUCUGUUUUGACAAGAGAAGAUCCAAUUUUUGGUGAUCAAUAUGUUAAUGGAUCAGUGUUUCGAAAUAAUGUGGAUUAUUUGGUUUUUCGAACAAGAACUGUGUCGAUUCAAAAUCUCGGAUUUCGUGUGGAACUUUAUCAUGAAACAAAACGCUGUGCAAUUGCAUAUGCUCUUCCAUCAACAUUUCCUGAAACUCACGGAGCAGCAAUUUUUCCGUUUGUUGGAGUCAAUAAUGUUCCAGUUGGACAAUUGAAUGGUGAGAAAAUCAAGUUGUUUUCUCACAUAACUAUAAUUUUUUUUAGUUGAUUUUAUGAUUACUAAAAGAAAUCCAGCUGCUGAAACUCUUUCUCAAAUUGAUUCAAUGGAAUUGACAUUCGGAAGAUAUUGGAGAAAACGUAAACGAAUUCUUGAAAUUGGUCAUCGUGGAAUGGGAAGUUCUUACACAAAAUCAACAAGUGCUCGCGAAAACACAAUUUUCUCAUUGAAUCAAGCAGCAAAACGUGGUGCCGAUUAUGUCGAACUCGAUGUUCAAUUAACCAAAGAUAUGAAAACUGUGGUGUAUCAUGAUUUUCAUGUUUUGGUGACUGUUGCUGGCCGAGAUUCCCCUGCGGGUACACCAACAAUUGGCGGAGAAAAUAUAGCUUUACAUGAAAUUGCUAUCAAGGUAAGCUUUUGCAUCUUUUUUUCUUUUUACUCUCUCUUCUUGUCUAUGUUAAAAAAAUAGAUUUGUCUAACAAUCUGUGUCUCUUUUCUAUCGCUUGAGUCCCUGUCGAGCGAAGAAAUUGCAAUUGAGCGCAAAUGCUCAUGUGCUCUAGUUUUUUGUGAGUACAAUGUUUGGCUCUUGAACAAAAUUGCUCAGAAGAUAUUUUCGUGAUUAUGAACAGUUAGAAAAACAUAUAUUGAUGAGAUCAAAUGUUCACAAUUACGAAAACUUCUACAAAAUCACAACACAAUUGUGUAUUUUUUCCGCCUUAUUCAAAGUAUGAAAACAAAAUAAGUGUUUUUGCAGGAUCUGACUCUUUCACAACUCAAGCUUCUACACUGCGAACACAUUUCGAAAGCUGAUACAAAAGCAGAAAAUCAAAAAACAUUGUCAGUUACACCAGGAAAAGAUGAAACCGACGAAAUGCAUGUUCCAUUCCCAUCACUUGCACAAGUUCUCCAACUAGUUGAUGAAAAUGUUGGAUUGAAUAUUGAAAUCAAAUAUCCAAUGUAUAUGAAAGUGAGUUCCCUUUAUUUAUGAAUUUUUUCACAAUAAUUCUAGGCGAACAAUUGUGCCAUUGUUUUUGAAAUAUUCUCUUUUUCUCUCCAACUUCCUUGUUAAUUUUUGAUUUUUCCCCUUUAAAUGAUAUCAAUUCAAAUUGAGAUUGUAAACUAUGAUAUUUAUAUAAUUUGUAUCAAUUUUUUCACAAAAAAUCAAAAACCUUUUCAUAAUCACCCCACCAGAAAAAGAAGAGAAAAAGAGUUCUUUGAGUUCAAAUAACAAAUGUUGUUGUUGAUUACAGGAUGGCUCACACGAAUGUCACGGAUAUUUUGAGCAAAAUAAAUUUGUGGAUCGGAUAUUGAGCGAAGUGGCUGAACAUGCAGGGAACCGACGAAUUGCCUUCUCUUGUUUCGAGCCUGAUAUUUGUACAUUGUAAGGAUUAGCAGGCAUUUUUUAUAAGAGAAAAAUUUCUUUCCAGAAUAACCAAAAAACAACAUCGAUACCCAGUUCUGUUUCUUGUUGUUGGAGCUACAAAUCGAUAUAUGCCAUUUAAGGUAAUCUAAAAUCAUUCAAAACUAUCUCUAGUGGUCCUAAUUUUUAAAUUUCAGGACAUUCGAUCAGAUUGCAGCAAAAUUGCCGCAAAUUUUGCAGCUGGAUGUGAAUUACUUGGUGUGAAUUUCCAUAGUGAAGAAUUGUUGAAUGAUAAAAGUCCAAUCAUAAUUGCCAAUAGAUAUGGAUUGGUGAAAAUUGUUUGGGGAGAUGAUUUGAAUUCGAAGGAUAUUCAGAAGAAGUUCAAAGAAGAAAUGAAUGUUGAUGGACUAAUUUUUGAUAGGUUGGUUUCUAUAGAUUUAGAUGAAACUUUACAAACUAUUUUUUCAGAAUUGGUGAAGAUGAGGUGGCAAAACAGAACGUUUUUAUCGUCGAAAAUGAACAUCGAAGUUCACUUUUUGUGAAAAAUAACAAAAAUCAGAGUUCAAGAUCUCCAUCAAUGACAAGACGUUGCAUGUCAAUGGCAGAAUAG